AUGUCACUAGUACAUGGUGGUCCAGCCAUCAGAUGCUUUUCUCCAGGGUUAUAUCAUUCAUUAGUGCAUGGUGUUCGUUCUGCUUCUGUAGAUAUAAGUGAUGUUUAUGACCCUGAUUUAAGGAAUUAUUUAUUGGCAUUGAUCAAUUGUCAAUCUGUACCUGAUGCCCAGACUUGUCUUACUCAACCUUCUUUCCAGACAGUUCUCGAUUUAGCUGGUACAUUAAAGCAAGUUAAAUCUUUGGAUGACAUUCAGAUGAUUGCAAAUGAAUCUGCUCGAUGGUUCCUUUUAGGAAGGGUUUGUUCAUCUUUGGAACGUUUGAAAGAUGGUUUAAAUGUUCUUGGUGUGCUUGGAGCAGUUUUUGAGAAUCCUGAUAUAUUUCGCCCUGCAUUUUGUUAUGUUCCUCAACCAUUGACAGUUGAUCUUCUUUCUUCUCUGUUUACAAAUACUACUCGAAGUGAAUUGGGAUCAAAUGCCCAUGCCAAAGAGUCUUUAAUACUUUCCUUCUGGAAUGACUACCUCCAGGAUGUCGAGGAACAUACUGUUGAUGAGUUUUAG
Messenger RNA from Paramuricea clavata, 558 nucleotides. Lineage: Eukaryota; Metazoa; Cnidaria; Anthozoa; Malacalcyonacea; Plexauridae. The record is from the annotation of a GenBank genome assembly.